AUGGGCAAUGUUUUGGCUUACUCCGCCCCCGAACAGCAAAAAUACAAGUGGCCGAGUGUGAUUGGCUUUAAUUUAAUAAUCUUUGGCAUUUACGGUUAUACUUUAUAUCAGCAAAAGCAAGAACAAGCCAAAAUAGAAAACUUUUACCAACAAAAAACCCAAGAGAUUUGUGAAGAAAGCAAUAUUACCAAAGAAGAGUGGAAAACUAUUACCAGCUCAGCACCAAAAACUGGUUUCGGAGGUUAUGUGGAUGAAUACAGUAUUUUCUCUACUGCGGGAACAGAAAUUAGGGUGGAACAAAUAGCCAAUUUAAAGCAAACCAUCCAAACUAAGGAAGCAACCGAAAAAAAGGAAGCAAAAAUUAAACAGCAAGCCGCAGUCUUAGCCCAAGCAACUGAAAUCGAAGCCAAAUUAAAAGAAGCCCAAUCUAAUUUAGGCACUUCCGGCAUGACUUGGGGGAAAAUUAAACAAAGAUAUCCCGAGUUUGCCAGUAAAUCACGACUUUUAGCCGAGUUUGAAAAGGCUGACCGAAUACUAACCGAAGGAGAAAGGGAAGAAAAUAAAUCCUUAACUACUAAAUUAGAAAGAAUAGCCGUUCCUUCGACCGAAGAACAGAAAUUAUUGACCCAAUUAUAUCUAACUACUGAGCAAUUUAUUGUGAUAUCACAGCAAACCCCCUAUUUAACUAGGGAAGAGAAGGAAGCCAUAAACGAUAAUUAUCUAACUCUUAACUCUGCCCAAAAAUUCCAAUUACUUAAUUCGGGACUUAAUAAUUUAGGAAUUAACACGGAGGAAAAGAAACAAGCCUUUGUUAAUCUCAAUCACACUCUUUAUCAAGAAAAAGCCAACUUCGGCUUAACUGUUCCGGAAAAAGAAAAUAUUUUACGAUUUUUAAUGAAGACCUUAGAUUUAACCACUGAACAAAAAUCAGCCUUGGAAGACAUGGGAAUUAAACCUUAUAAUGCUAGUGAAUGGCAAGUCAGUGCCGAACAAAGCAAUCACUUAUUAAAGUUUGGUUUAGAGAAAGUUAAUUUAACCGAGGAACAAAAGCAAGAAUUAGCCACAGUUCACCCUGAUACUUUUCCAACUUUCCCUUUUACUGACCAACAAAAAAACAUUUUAAAAAGUUUAGCCCCAUUAACCCGAAAAGAUAAGUAUUCAGCCCCAACACUAGAAUUAUUAAACUCCUUAUCUUUAAAAACUAAUAAUCUAAUCUUUUUCACUAAUGCGGAAAUAUUACCUAAUCCUAACCUAGACUUUGGCGAAAACCCCGACCCUUAUUUACCUUUAAAAACUAAAUUUCUCAGUGGAGAACAGAAAAUAUUAAGGAAAACAGCUGAACAGAAAGAAAAGCAAAUUUCUCAACAAGAACUCCAAGAUAACAAGCAAUCUAUCUUAAAUUCUUUAUUAGACUUUGCCGAAACCUGA
Messenger RNA from Ambispora gerdemannii, 1428 nucleotides. The record is from the annotation of a GenBank genome assembly. NCBI's taxonomy places the organism in Eukaryota, Fungi, Glomeromycota, Glomeromycetes, Archaeosporales, Ambisporaceae.